CCAGCUUCAGUCUCGCAGGCUGCCUGGGUGGGUCCUGGGCUCUGUGCGUCUGUCAGAUCGUCCGUCUCUACUUCCGUGCCCAGGACUAGGCACAGGCCGGACCUCUGCCCACCCGCAGACCAACAGGCACCCACCACCCUGUCCAGAGGCCACCUCCCACACCUCCUGAGUUCACCCCUGUCUCCAGCUGGCAUCUAGGACAUCUGUCCUGGCCCAUCGCGCUCAUGGCGUCCAUCACCUCUGAGCCCUGGGGCCUUCGAGCCUACGUCACCUGGAUCGCCCUGAUGGUGUUCGUGGCACCUGCCCUGGGUAUCGCUGCCUGCCAGGUGCUCAUCUUCCGGGAGAUUCAUGCCAGUCUGGUGCCAGGGCCGUCGGAGAGGGCUGGAGGGUGCCGGGCAGGCAGUCCGAGCGAGGGAGCCCGGGUGUCAGCGGCCAUGGCCAAGACCGUGCGGAUGACCCUGGUGAUUGUGACUGUCUACGUGCUGUGCUGGGCGCCCUUCUUCCUCGUGCAGCUGUGGUCCGUGUGGGACCCGGAGGCGCCCCGGGAAGGGCCGCCAUUCGUGCUGCUCAUGCUGCUGGCCAGCCUCAACAGCUGCACCAACCCCUGGAUCUACGCCGCCUUCAGCAGCAGCGUCUCCUCGGAGCUGCGCAGCCUGCUCUGCUGUGCCCGCAGGCGCACCCUGCCCAGCCUGGGGGCCCAAGAUGAGUCCUGCGCCACUGCCAGCUCCUCCUUGACCAAGGACACUGCCUCCUGAGGUGCUGUGGAGCCUCCCUUCCAGCUGGGAGAGGAGACCUCAGGGGAUCGGCCAGAGCCGGAGGCCCUGCUGCGGCCACUGCGUGGCCCUGGCCAGCUCUGAUCCCUUCAGGCCUCGGCGUCCUUCGGGAGUGAGGGGCCCCCAGGUCAGUUACUCUGUGCUGAGCACGGGCGGGUCUGCGGGGUUCACAGCACGCAUGCGCGUGCUCUCCAGGUGGUGAGAGCCUGCCAGGCGAAGCAGGGAGAAGGCCCAGGGUGGGGCCAGGGGCAUUCCUUGUCUGUACGUCUCUGACCCCCUUCUCCCCGCACUCUCACGUUCCCUCUAAUAAACGCUGUGGCCUCCUCGGAUGGGAGGAAUGGUCAGUGGCUGCGGAGGUGGCUGAAAGACAUACCCAGACCCCCAUCCCAGACAUGUUCGGGCUCUGGAACCUACGAUGCAGGCAGUGGAGCCUUCGUAGGUGCUGCUUCACAUGUGGGCAGCUCUCAUCUAAGCGGGAACCCUGCCAGAGACUGUUCCGGCCACCCAGGCUGCUGCUCCCAUCCCACCGGCCCAUCCCCCCAAGACAGAGCACUUGCUCACACCGGGAGCCAGGAGCCGAGGCUCAGGUCUUUAUGACUCGCCACCCCUGGGCUGAGGGACGAGCAGGGGCAGGGGCCAGGACCCGGGAGCCCUGCUGGACAGCCUUUCCUCUGGGCACAGGGCUGCAGCAGGGCGCCACGCAUUAGCUAGGCAGGG
Messenger RNA from Tupaia belangeri chinensis (Chinese tree shrew), 1490 nucleotides. RefSeq names its product arginine vasopressin receptor 2 (gene AVPR2). Gene Ontology annotation, cellular component: plasma membrane. The coding region runs from base 225 to 755 and encodes 176 amino acids. The transcript has 3 exons. Lineage: Eukaryota; Metazoa; Chordata; Mammalia; Scandentia; Tupaiidae. The record is from RefSeq and is a predicted model, not a curated record. Gene Ontology annotation, biological process: regulation of systemic arterial blood pressure by vasopressin; G protein-coupled receptor signaling pathway; positive regulation of vasoconstriction. Gene Ontology annotation, molecular function: vasopressin receptor activity; peptide binding.